AUGAGGAGGUGCUUACAACAAACGAGCAUAGGUCGCCUUAACUAGCAUCAGCGUUGGCGUUCUACUCGCAUAAGUUGCUCUGGACCGUUGCGCGACUGCGUGCGAAGAUUAGCGCAUUCGUAAGGCACUCGUCGCCGCAUACACUGCACUCAAAGUGCAGCCUCCAGCACCACAACUCGACGCCGACGAGCAGCCAUGGCCACCGUCGUCAUCUGCGGCGGCCUCGGCUGCAUCAAACGAGACGUCGUACCCGUCGGAUUAGCCCACGCCCUCGCCAGUGAACGAUUAAGACAGGCGACGACGGACUGCACCAAGGAUCUACAACGGAGCGCAUCGUUAGCAUCGCUCGCGACGAGCGGCUCGCUCAAUUCAUUGAACGACGACGACGUCGGGCCCACGAAGGCCAUCGACGAAAACGACCUCGACCAAACGAACUACUACGAGCUCCUAGGGUUAGAGAAAUCAGGUAUUGGUGUCGAUAGUGAAUUAGUCAAAAGGGCUUACCACAAAGCCCUGCUGUUAUAUCAUCCGGACAAGGGCUCAGCGAAGUACGAUACGGACGCUGUUUUUCUAGCGGUACAGAAAGCGUACGACAUACUAAGUGACAAAACUAAAAGAAGGGCCUACGAUAGCACGAAUGAAUUUGACGACACGAUCCCGUCCGGCGACCACGAGGACGGAUUUGACUUUUAUGCUACUUAUGGUCCCGUGUUUCGGGCGAACGCGAGGUUUGCGGAGAAACUACCGGUACCGGAUCUAGGCGACGCUGACUCAUCGGAACGGUCGGUAGAGGCCUUCUACGCCUACUGGGUGCGGUUUGAAAGCUGGCGGGAUUUCGACCUCGAAACGCAGACCAACGAGAUCCACGAGGAGAUGGAUAGGUAUGAAAAGCGCCACAUGAAGAAGGAGAACGCGAAGUUGGCCGCCAAACGGAAACGCGAGGAGAUGGAGCGUAUCAUCUUGUUAGUGGAACGAUCUAGACAGAACGACCCGCGACUCAAGUUGUUUGCUCAAAGAAGGGAGGACGCGAAACGCGAGAAGCGGGAAGCUCGCGAGAGAGAACGACAAGCGAAGGAAGAUGCGGUUCGAGCGGAGCAGGAGGCGCUGCAACAAGAAAAAGAUAGAAUCGCGGCCGAGAAAGCGUCCGCCGCGAAAAAAGAAAAGGAGGAAAACAUCAAACGGAAGAAGGCGAAGCGGCGCGCCGAGAAGUUGCUCCGUAAAGCGAAUGAUGAUUCGGAAGAGCCGAUGGCCGACUUAGACUUCCUCAAGACGGUUGAUAAUCUCACGUCCGAGGAGACGUGUGCCUUGGCGGCUCGCCUUGAGGAGGAUAGCGAGGGCGCUUUGGCUGAUCUGAGGAAAUUGUGUACGAACCCCAUCAAGCGUAAACAACCGGAAAAAAAAGUUGUGAAGAUCGACACGACGGAAAAAAAGAAAACACCUUGGUCCGAGGAGGAAAAAAAAUGCCUCGACAAGGCCUGCAAGCGCUUCAAGGCCGGCUCCAUGCAGCGCUGGGAGCAGAUCGCGGAUUAUAUUAAUACGCAGCUGGCGUUAGAUGUGCCGCGUUCGCGGCAGGAGUGCAUCGAGCAAUUUCAAAAGCCUCUGGUGGAUCCCAAACAGCACGCAGAACGCGUCAAGCAGGCGAACCAGGCGCCGCCGCCGCCCGUGGAUGGGUGGAGCGCCGAGCAGCAGAAGCAGCUCGAGAAGGCAUUGCGGGACUUCCCUGCGUCGAUGGAGAAGAACGAGCGCUGGAGCAAGAUUGCGGAUGCGGUCUCCGGCAAGUCGAAGCGCGACUGCGUCGCGCGCUUCAAGGAGCUGCGCGCGGCGCUGAAGAAGUAGUCGUCUCUCGGCGACGACGCGGCCGUGCUGGCCAAGUUGCCGUGGAGCAGGCGUCUCAUCGACGGCGUGCGCGUGCGGGGUAAGGAGUGU
This is a messenger RNA of Pelagomonas calceolata, 1926 nucleotides long. Lineage: Eukaryota; Pelagophyceae; Pelagomonadales; Pelagomonadaceae. The record is from the annotation of a GenBank genome assembly.